Uranotaenia lowii is the source of this 4608-nucleotide messenger RNA. RefSeq lists its product as uncharacterized. Bases 1 to 4608 code for a protein of 1535 amino acids. The transcript is spliced from 2 exons. Gene Ontology annotation, biological process: DNA integration. Lineage: Eukaryota; Metazoa; Arthropoda; Insecta; Diptera; Culicidae. Gene Ontology annotation, molecular function: nucleic acid binding. The record is from RefSeq and is a predicted model, not a curated record.
AUGUCGAAAACUCGAUCCAAGACGUCGGUACUACGAGGCCUGCUGGCAACAUUUUCGGGCAUCUACAGCUUCAUGGAAAGGUACAACGAGGAUAGGGAUUCCGGUGAGCUGGCGGUGCGACUGGAAAAACUCGACCCACUGUGGGAAAAGGUCGAAGAAGCGUUUACAGAAGUGGAGGAUGCGGAUGGUGAGGCUGGAGGAGAGGAAAAUCGGUAUGUAAAAGAUCGCCUUGAUUUUCAAAAUAAAUUCUUCGAGUUGAAGGCAUUCCUAACUUCGAGAAUUCGGAUGUGCUCUGAAAUAAGUGCUGCCCUACCGACCCAUGAGUCCACCAUUAUUACCUCCUCGCAUCCACAUGUUAAGUUGCCACUAAUAAGUCUGCCUAAAUUCUCGGGAAAUGUGGAAGAUUGGUUGGCCUUUCGGGACUUAUUCUUGUCGCUAAUUCAUCAUUCGCCUGACUUGCCAAUGAUUGAAAAAUUUCAUUACUUGCGAAGCCAAUUAGAAGGAGAAGCAUUAUCAGUAAUUUCGUCGUUAGCUUUGACACAAUCGAAUUAUAUGAUCGCAUGGGACUUGCUUGUAGCACGGUAUUCCAACAACAAGGUUUUGAAAAAACGGCAGGUUCAGAACAUCUUUGACCUUCCUGUCUUGAGGAAGGAAUCGGCCACGGAUCUCUACAAGCUGGUUGAGGGUUUCGAUAAGGCGACGAAGGUUUUGGAUCAAGUCAUUCAAGCAUCGGACUACAAGGAUCUUCUCUUGAUUCACGUUUUGAGUUCUCGGUUGGAUGAUAAAACACGUCGGAGUUGGGAGGAGCAUUCGUCCACAAUGGAAGAGGAAACUUUGAAAGAUUUUGUUGAGUUCUUGCGUCGUCGAAUCCAUAUUCUAGAUUCUCUACCCACAAAAACUAUUGAGCCAACCCAAUCACUUAAUCGGAAAUCCAAUCAUAUCAAGGUCGCUAGUCACGGUGCGGUUCAAUUACCAUCGGAAUCCUGGAAAUGUAUCUGCUGUUCAGAGUCUCAUCCUUUACACACGUGUCCCGUUUUUGGAAGGUUGCCAGUGGAGGAAAGGGAAAAGCGUUUGCGUCUUCAAUCGCUUUGCCGGAACUGUUUUCGUAGGGGACACAGGGCUCAAGAGUGUACAUCUAAAUUUUCCUGUCGGCGGUGCAAGGGGCGCCACCACACAUUAGUAUGCUUUAAAACGGAAGAGGGCCGAAAUUCACAACGGGUAAAAUCUGGUGGUCCUAGGAUUGGUCAAGCAGUUAACGAUGGUGCAUCUACUAGCGGAGGAAAUGAAGCGCAGAAGGUUGCUUCCAAUGUGGUCAGAACAGCUCAAAAAAUUCUCUUGGCCACAGCGAUUGUUUGGGUGCAGGACGAUUCUGGUCGCAGGGUUCCUGCGAGAGCGCUGUUGGACUCUGGAUCAGAAUGCAACAUCAUUUCCACGUCACUAUCCCAGAGGUUACGAAUCCAACGUGGAAGGGUGCAGGUGCAAAUCAGCGGAGUAGGACAGGUUCCUACAAAUACAAAGGAGAGGAUGCGAGCUUCAAUCCAAUCACUUCAAUCUGAUUACUCGCAAACGAUGGAGUUUUACGUUCUGCCCAAGGUAACGGAGGAUCUUCCCACGUCGAACAUUUCUAUUUCUACUUGGCGCUUACCAGAAGAAAUCAAAUUGGCUGAUCCGGACUUUUUCAAAUCCAAUCCUAUCGAUCUUCUUCUUGGUGGCGAGUACUUUUUCUGCUUUUUCCCAACAAAGCAACGGAUUCAACUGGGUGAAGGACUUCCAAUGUUGGUUCACUCAGUUUUCGGAUGGCUGGUUACUGGUCGAUGUGGUGUAAGCAGUGGAGAGGCUCCUAUUCUAUGCCAACAUUCAUCAAUCUCACAAUCCUUGGAAAAAUUGAUGAGCAAAUUUUGGGAAAUCGAAGAAGGUCGGUCUUCGUCCAAAUACUCCGUGGAGGAAACACGAUGUGAGGAAAAUUUUAUUCAGACGGUAAAAAGAGCAGACGAUGGUCGGUACAUAGUUGGUUUGCCGAAAUCCCCCGAAGCUGUGGCACGUCUCGGAGAAUCGAAAUCUGCAGCUUUACGAAGGUGGCUACAGUUGGAACGUCGUCUAGAUCAGAAUGAAUCGCUGAGGAGCGAAUACAAUGACUUCAUGUCUGAGUAUCUAAGUCAUGGUCAUAUGAGAAAGGUUAUGGAACCCAACGAUAACAUUCUCCACUUCUAUCUUCCCCACCAUCCGGUAAUCAAAGCUUCUAGCACCACAACACGUGUUCGGGUUGUGUUCGAUGCCUCGGCAAAAUCAACAAACGGAAUUUCCCUCAACGAUGCACUUUUAAAUGGGCCAGUUAUCCAAGAUGAUUUGCGGACGUUGAUUAUUCGGAGCAGGUUUUUUCCCAUAAUUCUGAUCGCUGAUGUCGAAAAGAUGUUUCGGCAGGUUUGGAUUGAUGCUGCCGACUUGCCACUACAGCGAAUUUUGUGGCGUUUUUCCCCAACUGACCCCAUCGACACAUUUGAACUUUUGACCGUUACUUACGGCACAAAGCCAGCUCCUUUUCUUGCGACACGUUGUCUGAAACAGCUGAGUUUAGAUGAGGCAUCAAAAUAUCCUUUGGCAGCAAAAAGACUAGAAAAAGACGUCUACAUGGACGACGUAAUCACGGGAGCUAUGGAUGUAGAUGAAGCAAAGGUGCUUCGGAAACAGCUCGACGAUCUCACUCAAAGUGGCGGAUUCCGUCUGCGGAAAUGGGUGUCCAAUAUUCCAGCGGCCCUGGAAGGUAUUAGCGAGGACAAUUUGGCCAUUCCGUUUGGUGACGGGAUUGAUUUUGAAGCUGAGAAAACAGUCAAAACCCUAGGAUUGAACUCUCAUUGGAACCACGUACCUGGAUUACUCAACCCGGCAGAUCAGCUUUCGAGAGGUUUGGAUCCGGAAUUGGUGAUACACGACGAAGCAUGGUGGAAUGGACCACCGUGGCUAGCCCAGGAGAAGGAAUUUUGGCCAAGACAAUCCGAUUCACACCCCGAAGCUGAAAAUACUGAUUUAGAACGCAAGCGCAUUUCAAAUCCCAAUGUUAUUUCCCCUAAUUCAAAAAACGAAUUUAGUGAUUGGUAUUUUUCUCAGUUCACCGAUUAUACGAAAUUGAUUCGAGCCACAGCAUACUUUCGACGUUUUUUGAAGUACCUACGAGCCAUAGAAAAGAAGAAAAUAAAUUCGAUACCUCUUUGCGUCCAAGAACUCCACGAUGCAGAAUACCGACUGGUUUGUAUGGUACAAAAAGAUUAUUUCCCCAAAGAAUAUGCCGCUUUACAAAAAGGUAAUCCUGUGCAUCGAUCAUCCAAACUUCGUUGGUACGUUCCGAGACUCGACGAGGAUGGAAUUAUUCGCAUUGGUGGCCGACUGCAAAAUUCCGAACAGCCCGAAGAUGCGAAACACCCGAUGGUCAUCCCAGGAAAACACCCGUUUGCAGAGCUACUAGCUGAUUGUUAUCAUCGCCGUCUACUACAUGCUGGUUGUCAACUGCUGUUGAGCACGAUUCGACUGAAAUUUUGGCCGCUAGGAGGAAGGAAUUUGUGUCGAAAGGUUAUCCACAAAUGUUUGAUUUGUUUCCGAGCAAAACCCAACUUACAACAGCAAUUUAUGUCCCAAUUACCGAAAACAAGAAUUACCAUUUCAAAACCAUUCACAAACACCUGCGUCGAUUAUUUUGGGCCAGUUUAUAUUCGGCAAGGCUUUCGCAAAGGUCCCAUAAAGGCGUACGUGGCCGUCUUUGUUUGUUUCGCCACAAAGGCAGUCCAUUUGGAACUAGUUUCCGACCUAUCCUCCCCGAGAUUCAUACAAGCACUUCGUCGUUUCAUUGCGAGGAGGGGUAAGUGUUGCAACAUCUACUCCGACAAUGGGGCGAAUUUCGUCGGUGCACGAAAUGUGAUGAGGGAUCUUAUAAAGAAGCUGAAAUCCCGAAUCCACCACGAUGAAAUUCAAAAUGAAUGCAGCCAAAACGGUAUCAACUGGCACUUCAUCCCCCCUGGUUCUCCCCACUUUGGUGGACUUUGGGAAGCCGCUGUCCGAUCUGCUAAGAAACACCUCCUCCGUGUGUUAGGUACCUCCUCCGCUUCCCAAGAAGACUACAUCACUCUCCUCGCCCAAGUUGAAGCCUGCCUUAAUUCGCGCCCACUGACCCAGCUCACCGAUGAUCCCACUGACCUAGAACCGCUCACCCCUGGCCACUUCCUUAUCGGAUCCUCGAUGCAAGCACUCCCCGACGAAGAAUUGAGCAGCGUUCCUGAGAAUCGGCUAAACCAACUUCAGCUCAAGCAGCAGCAACUCGACCGUUUCUGGCGACGGUGGAGCACCGAAUACCUGACACAGCUUCAAGCUCGUGUCAAAAAUUGGCAGCCUCCUAUUGAUAUCCAGCCCGGCAGACUCGUCAUCAUGAUCGACGAAAACCAACCCUCGAUGAACUGGAAAAUGGCCCGUAUCCAUCAACUACACCCUGGCGACGACGGUGUGACGAGAGUCGUUACAUUAAAGACGGCUAAAGGCUACACCAAGCGAGCCAUCAACAAGAUUUGCCUUCUUCCCAUCACCACGGAUCCUGCAGACGAGCAGAAGGUUUCUGAAAUGUAG